Messenger RNA from Photinus pyralis (common eastern firefly), 840 nucleotides. RefSeq lists its product as uncharacterized. Lineage: Eukaryota; Metazoa; Arthropoda; Insecta; Coleoptera; Lampyridae. Bases 35 to 748 code for a protein of 237 amino acids. The record is from RefSeq and is a predicted model, not a curated record. The transcript is spliced from 2 exons.
AAAGGAAUUUCGACUCAUUUGGGUACACUUAAAGAUGCAAUACUUUACUUUGCAAUUUGCAGCUGCAGUGCUAGUUUCGGGGGUGUUCAGCAAAAGUGCAUACAGGCCCCGCGAGCCUCGUAUGUUUUGGCGUUCUUAUACGGAAACUAUGGUGGUAACGGACGUUGUAACAUCGAUACUGCCUUCAUCUUGCGUACAUGUCGAACCAACAUUGCCAGCAUGUCGCGGUUUGCGUAAUUUGGAAACAUUUCCGGAGUUUGUAGGACGAGAAAUCCAUUCCAACCAAGUUAAAGGUAGACAAUUAGUGCAACCACCCCUAGUUGUUGAUAAGGACCAUCACCAGCUGAUGUUAGCCCCGUUGAACGAAACGAGAGUAGUUGGAUGGGCGGAAUAUUUAGGUCUUGUAGGUGCCACAUUUACAGUGACGGAGGUUCAUCUAAAAACUACUACAGUAAUUGAUCCACGUACGGUUGUGACAUUUUCAGUGAAAGGAUGCAGGCCGUCACGAUUACCAAUGGAGUUGGAUCGAUGUCCUGUCAAUCAAUACAAUGUUGACGAAAUUGUACCCUCCUCUGUGUCACCACCAAGUAUAACACCGACAGCCCUACCUGGCAGCUUGAUGGCAAUGAAUGACGAGAGAAAUUCAAAAAAUCUUGAACCGUCUUCGUCUGGCAUCCCCAUGGAAAAUCUUUCCCAAACCUUAACUGAAGAUUUAAGUGACGUAACACUGAGGAGAAGGAACAGCUAAUUGAUUCUUUAGUUAUAUACGCCUACGUUUUAUCAGUGUAAAGAAAUUGACUAAUUAGGAUAGAAUAAAACAUUGAGUUUGGUUAGCUAUAA